CACUUGGAGCAGCACACAGUCAUCCAUACAGGAUUAAAACUCUUCGAAUGUCUGACAUGGAACACGCAGUCAGUCGUACACAGAUGGCUAAACGCAACGCCCAACUAGUGUUGCAGUAUUCAACGGUGUAUCCGUUCAGAGUGCGGGGCAAGGCCAUGCUUUGCGUCUAUUGCUGUGAAGAGUACGAAGAUCCCAAAGACUAUAGAAAUCAUUUAGACGAUCUACACAAAUCCUUCACAGUGACUACUGCCUUCGCACAUUGCGGUAAAGGCAAAGAGUACCUAAAAGUCGAUUUAACAGAUUUAAGAUGCAGAAUAUGUUUGACGCCCUGUAAUAGCCUUGACGAAAUUGCUGAACACCUUCGCGAUCUUCAUGGUGUUGCGAAAAUUGACACAAAUUUCGACAUCGGAAUGCACCCGUAUCGAAUGGACACUGAAAAAUGGGUUUGUUUUAUUUGCGACAAGAAAAUGCCAUCGCUGACCAAGUUAUGCAGACACACCACUUCGCAUUACCAGAAGUACACGUGUGAUGUAUGCGGUCGAACAUAUUUGACAAAUGAGGCUUUAAAAUAUCACAUUCGAUGUAGUCACACGGGUAAUCACGUUUGUAGGAAGUGCUGGACGGAUUUUCCAACUCUAGAGAAGAAGAGAGAACAUUUGAAGAUAUCGAAACAGUGCUGGGCUUUUUGUUGUCUAAGUUGUGGGGAGAGAUUUAUGUCAUGGGAAGGCAAACAGAAACACCUAGUAGAAGUACACGGGCGGCCAAAGAGGAUGUACGCUUGCCCAGAUUGCGAGGAAACGUUUGAUUGCCGUAAACAUUUUUACAGUCACUUUAAAUUAAAUCAUAGUGACGAUAGUUUUGUAUGCCCAUGUUGUGGCCUUAAAUUCGGUACUAAAAAACAAAUGGAGGAACAUAGAUUUGGUCACACGGGCGAAAAACCAUAUCGAUGUAACGUUUGCAUGAAAUUAUUCUCAAGAAGCAAGAGUUUGAAACAGCAUAUGUGGAUUCACAGCGAAAAUAAGCGCUUCAUUUGCGUUAUAUGUAACAAACAAUUCGCACAGAAAGUUAGCCUCAAAGGUCACAUGAAAUCUCAUCACCCAGAAAUAACACUGGAAGUUUAGACGUAGUAAAUAGUAUACUUGUUGGUUAACGCAUUUACGUAAAUAAAAAAUGAAUAGUU
Molecule: messenger RNA, 1180 nt
Organism: Vanessa atalanta (red admiral)
Lineage: Eukaryota; Metazoa; Arthropoda; Insecta; Lepidoptera; Nymphalidae
Product: zinc finger protein 320-like
Exons: 2
Coding region: 48-1121 (357 amino acids)
Source: RefSeq, a predicted model, not a curated record